Messenger RNA from Effrenium voratum, 2226 nucleotides. The record is from the annotation of a GenBank genome assembly. NCBI's taxonomy places the organism in Eukaryota, Dinophyceae, Suessiales, Symbiodiniaceae.
AUGGCAAGCAAGGUGCGCACCACGGCGGACGCCCCGGUGGCCCCGGAGGAGGCCAUGAAGCUCUUGAGGGAGGGCAACGACCGCUUCGUGAAGGGCGCGCCUCAGGCGACCCGCACCAACGACACCAUGCGCAAGGACUUGGUGGACAAAGGCCAGGCACCCCACACCGCCAUCAUCGGGUGCGCAGACUCGCGGGCGCCCCUGGAGACCGUGUUCGACGCCAUGCCCGGCGACAUCUUCGUGCUGCGCAACGCGGGAAACACCUGCACCCACGCGGAAGGCAGCAUGGUGGGCAGCCUGGAGUUCUGCACUGGCAAGCUGGGCUCUCGCAUGAUCCUGGUUGUUGGUCACACAAAGUGCGGGGCCGUGUACGGAGCGGCGAACGCCUACCUGGAGGCGAAGAAGAAAAGCGAGACGACCAGCGUGAGCUGCGCUCUCGAAGGUCUCUUGCUGGACUUGGCCCCCGUCGCCGAGAAGGCCGUGGCGGACAUGGGCGCCAACACUGAUCCGGAGGACGUGGCCGCGCACGCGGUGAAGGUGAACGUCUUCCACACCAUCGACUUCCUGCUGAAGUACAGCGCCCCCAUCCGGGAGAAGGUGCGAAGUGGCCAGGUGGAAAUCCAGGGUGCCGUGUAUCAUUUGGAGACGGGCAAGGUGGAGUUCAUGGGCCGCUCGCCGCAGCAGUCGGAGCUGCUCAGCUCCACCAUGGGGCUGCCCCCGUCCAUGACGCAGGAGGGCGGCCGCGUGGGCGGCUACGGCCCUCCGGCGCGGGGCGUGCACGGCGUGCGCACCACGGCAGAUGCCGCCGUGCCAGCAGAGGCGGCGCUGAAGAUGCUGAAGGAGGGCAACGAGCGGUUCGCCGUGGGUGCGCCGCUGGCCAAGCAUGCGAGCCAGCAGAUGCGCGAGGCGCUAGUGAAGCAAGGCCAGGCGCCGCAUGCAGCCAUCAUGGGCUGCGCGGACUCGCGGGCGCCCCUGGAGACCGUGUUCGACGCCAUGCCCGGCGACAUCUUCGUGCUGCGCAACGCCGGCAACACCUGCACCCACGCUGAAGGCAGCAUGGUGGGCAGCCUGGAGUUCUGCGCCGGCAAGCUGGGCUCAAAGCUGAUCCUCGUGCUGGGGCACACGCAGUGCGGAGCCAUCGCAGGUGCCACCCAGACCCACCUCGCCAGCAAAGCCGGCGGCGGGUCCAAGGCGGCGGGCUCUGCAUUGGAGGGUCUCCUGCAGGGCCUGUCCAAGGUCGCCGCUCAGGCGGAGGAGGAGCUUGGCGUGGGCAUGGAUCAGAAGCAGCUGAUCUCCCACACCAUCAAAACGAACGUGUUCACGUCCAUGGAGUUCCUGCUGAAGUACUCUCAGCCGCUCAGAGACCUGGUGAAGAGCGGCAACCUCGAGAUCCAGGGUGGCGUGUACCACCUGGAGACGGGCCGCGUGGAGUUCCUGGGCCGCUCGCCCAAGCAGGCGGAGCUGCUGGCCUCCGACACGUCGCUGCCGCCUUCCCUGGCCGCGCUGCCCAUCCGCACCACCACGGACGGCCCGCUGCCGCACCCGCAGGCGCUGAAGCUGCUGAAGGAGGGCAACGAGCGCUUCGUGGUGGGCGCCGGCAUCUCGGGCAAGGUCACCCCGGACAUGCGCCGGGCCCUGGUCAAGGAGGGCCAGGCGCCCCACACCGCCAUCAUCGGGUGCGCGGACUCGCGGGCGCCCCUGGAGACCGUGUUCGACGCCAUGCCCGGCGACAUCUUCGUGCUGCGCAACGCCGGAAACACCUGCACCCACGCGGAAGGCAGCAUUGUGGGGAGCCUGGAGUUCUGCCUCGGCGCGCUGAACUCCAAGAUGGUGCUGGUGUUGGGCCACACUGCCUGCGGCGCCAUCAAGGGUGCCACCGCAACCUACCUGAGCAAGACUGGCACCGCCAAGCCCCAGGUGAACAAGGCCCUGGACGCGCUGCUGGAGGGCCUCAGCGUGGUGGCCGGCAAGGCCUCCCAGCAGCUUGGCGCCGGCGCCAGCCAGGACGACAUCGCCAACCUGGCCGUGAAGCUGAAUGUUUUCCACACCAUCGACUUCCUUCUUCAGUACAGCCCGCUCAUCAGGGGCAAGGUGGAGUCCGGGGAGGUGGAGAUCCAGGGAGGCAUCUACGACCUGGAGACCGGCCACGUGGAGUUCCUCGGGCGGAGCCCGGCGCAGGCGGCGCUGGUGAAGUCCGCGGACAAGAUGCCCCCCUCCCUGUCUUGA